Messenger RNA from Urocitellus parryii (Arctic ground squirrel), 1003 nucleotides. RefSeq names its product myosin light chain 2 (gene Myl2). Lineage: Eukaryota; Metazoa; Chordata; Mammalia; Rodentia; Sciuridae. Gene Ontology annotation, molecular function: calcium ion binding. The record is from RefSeq and is a predicted model, not a curated record.
CUGGCACUGUGCAGCCACUGACACUCCCUGCGUGAGUGACCACGGGGACCAUGCUGUGAACAGUGCCGGGYAGAGUAAGUGGGUCUGCUGUGACAUCGGUCUUCCAAGGCUAGGGCUGCUGCGACUGAGGAAUCUGAGGUUUAAGCCCCUCGGCRAGGGUCCCAGCCAGUGCCCUGGAGUAAGAGCGGACGUUCACUGAACAAGGCCAUGCCCAGAGGAUUCUAGAACUUCAAAGGGAGGAAGUAUUUAUUGUUCCCAGGCUGGGAAGAGCUGGGCAGUGCGUGGGAUUCUACUUGGGAAGUAGCCCUGUGUCCGUCCACCAUGUCGCCUAAGAAAGCCAAGAAGAGGGCAGAGGGGGCCAACUCCAACGUGUUCUCCAUGUUUGAACAGACGCAGAUCCAGGAGUUUAAGGAGGCCUUCACCAUCAUGGACCAGAACAGGGACGGCUUCAUCGACAAGAACGAUCUGAGGGACACUUUUGCCGCCCUUGGGCGUGUGAACGUGAAGAACGAGGAAAUCGAUGAAAUGAUCAAGGAGGCUCCGGGGCCCAUUAACUUCACCGUGUUCCUGACAAUGUUUGGGGAGAAACUCAAGGGGGCGGACCCCGAAGAGACCAUCCUCAACGCGUUCAAGGUGUUUGACCCGGAAGGCAAAGGGGUGCUGAAGGCCGACUACGUGCGGGAGAUGCUGACCACACAGGCAGAGAGGUUCUCCAAGGAGGAGAUCGACCAGAUGUUCACGGCCUUCCCCCCUGACGUGACGGGCAACCUGGACUACAAGAACCUGGUGCACAUCAUCACCCAUGGGGAGGAGAAGGACUGAAGCAGGCCAGCCACCUGGGCUCCCGGUCUCCUUCCCAGUCAGCCUCUACCCUGUCUGGCCUCCACCCUGCCCKGCCUCCAUCUCCGUCUGGGUACUUACAGAUGACCACGUGGCCACACAGCCUGCAGCUGGAAAUCCAUCCCGAGGCCAAGUUCAAAUAAACAGGAGCUUGUGUGCUGGU